CGUUUGGCGGCGGUUCUUCGAGAUAACGUUUUGUGAUAAUGUUAUUGUUCUGCUACGGUGACAACAUCACGACUACUGCACGCGAUAACGGUCGAACGAUCAACGAAACGACAACAUCCAACACAUACGAAAACGGUAUGUCGUUUCCACGUCGUCUCGUCGAUCGUUAUGGACAGAAAUAAAAUGAUUCGUUCGCUAUUGUUACAAAACCAUGUUUUACAGAACUCACGUCGGAAGUGACACCUGCCGAACACUCCCGUCGCGUCACCACAAGUUUGCUGUCCUACGUAAAAUAAGAAAAGUGCUGUGGAUCACACAUAAGAAUACAACUAUCAAUAAUUAGUUUAAAAGUAGAAAAAAUGCCUGAAAACUAUGGAUGUGAACAUUGCGAGAAAACAUUUUCAAAUCGCCGACACUAUGAGCUACAUGUCAAUGGACAUCAGCGAAACAGUUGUCAUGUCUGUGGUUUACCUUGCAACAGCCGUAAGACAUUGGUUACUCAUAUGUCAACUGCACAUGGAUCGAAAUUAGAACCAAUCAUGUUAGAAUGCAAGUACUGUAUGAAAACAUUUGUUCAAAAACGUUCAUUGCACUUACAUUACAAGACCAUACACAAAGACACUGGUACUAUAUGUCUUGAUUGUGGACAACCAUUUGAUAAUAGGCUAGAGCUUGCACACCAUGUAAAAACAGUCAAGCACAGUGAUGGCUUUAUAUGUCAUAAGUGUGGUGAAGUAUUCACUCGAAAUCAACAAUACAAAUUGCAUUUACAAAAACAUGACACUUAUAGUUGUUUCAAUUGCAAUGCCCAGUACGCAAAUUCUAAAAAAUUAAAUAAACAUUUAAAACUGUGUGUUUCUUCAACACCUCCAAUUGACAUUUAUUUAAAAAGUAAAGAGGCAACUACUACAGGUAUUGUUUAUAAAUGCAUUGAGUGCAAAAAAACAUUUGAGAAGAAAAAAUACUUCAAACGACACAUGAAAACAGUUGUUCAUUCAGCCAACAAAGUCAGCAAUCCAUUAUAUUGUGCUCAUUGUCCAAAGAUAUUUUAUUAUAAAUUUAAUUUGUCAUCGCAUAUGAAACAAAUACAUUUUAAACAAUACAAUAAUUAUAUUUGUAAUUUGUGUGGAAAGAGUUUUCAGUAUAGAAACAAUUAUAAAAGACACAAAGAUUCUCAUAUGCAAGUUAGAGAUUAUGUUUGUGAACACUGUGGUGCUUGUUUUUAUCGUAAAUAUGCUUUACAAGAUCAUCAAAUUGCCAUUCAUAGUGAAGAAAAGAAUUUUGUCUGCAACGAGUGUGGUAAUAAUUUUAAAUUAAAAUCUAUAUUAACAAGGCAUAUGAAAAACCAUUUGGAAACCAAAAAAUAUGUUUGUCACUGUAAACGGGUAUUUAAAUUUGCAUCAAAUUUACGACGUCAUCAAGUCAAUAUCCAUAAUCAAGUAUACAGUGAGUCUAUUAAAAUCAAACGUUUUGUAGAAGACGAUAGUCGUUCAUCACCUUUAGCUGUCAUAAACGAAGAAAAGAAAAGAUUGAAACAAAAAAAUAUUAGUCAACUUGGUCUGGAAGAUACGGUUUCAUAUUCUAUGAUGGCGUAUUCUGAUAAUUUAGAUUUGAGUAGUGCUGACGUAGCAGAAAGUGUACUUCAAGUAGCUUCAGCAUCAAGUUACAAGAUAGAAUGCGAAGAAAAUUCAUGUUUUCCUGGGAUUCAUCCUCCAAUUGAAACAUCUCUUGUCUGCAGCUUAAAUGAUGGUGUUGAUCUGUCUCCUAAUUCUUCACAGCAAUAUUUAUCCGAUUAUGUUGUUCCCCACCAGUUUCCAUUUCUUAACAUUUAAAGUAAUUUUUAAUGCUGCAUCUUAGAAAAUAAUUGAUUGU
Molecule: messenger RNA, 1872 nt
Organism: Sipha flava (yellow sugarcane aphid)
Lineage: Eukaryota; Metazoa; Arthropoda; Insecta; Hemiptera; Aphididae
Product: gastrula zinc finger protein XlCGF26.1-like
Exons: 4
Coding region: 360-1832 (490 amino acids)
Biological process (GO): regulation of transcription by RNA polymerase II
Molecular function (GO): RNA polymerase II cis-regulatory region sequence-specific DNA binding; DNA-binding transcription factor activity
Source: RefSeq, a predicted model, not a curated record